This is a messenger RNA of Coffea arabica (coffee), 1077 nucleotides long. The record is from RefSeq and is a predicted model, not a curated record. Lineage: Eukaryota; Viridiplantae; Streptophyta; Magnoliopsida; Gentianales; Rubiaceae.
AUGGGCUCAUUUAAGAAUCUUAAUUAUGGUCCAUUUAGAGAAAAUAUCCGUUUGUUUCUUCAAGAAUUUGCAGAAAAAUUUGAAGAUAAUGCAGUUCCCGGUAUGGCUUCAUGGUCCACUCUGCUGAUCAACGAAAAAAAGGGCAUCGUUUUUUCUUCUACACCUUUGAAGAAACCGUUGAGCAAUCUCUUGACCCGUUCUGCGAUUACUGCAAAUUCAGUGCCAUUGAAGGACAACUUCUUGGAUGUUCGAACUCAUAUUUUGUACGGUUUGAUCCAUUGCAACGGGUAUGGACAUCUGAUUUGCAUCAAUGGAGUCAAAGCGCCAUCCAAUUUUCUCAGUGAAACUGAUGCUAUGAACAUAUGGGAUCGAAUUUGCUCAACACUUUGCACCAGGAAAGUUUCAGUGCGGGAUGAAAUAAAUCUGAGAUUGUUGUAUGUUGUUGGAUAUGGGCAGAGUUGGAAGGGAAAGUAUGAGUCGGCAGUUGAGUAUCUGAGGUCAUUAAACCUUGAUAAGAUUAUUUCUGAUUUCAAGAAUAAAAGCAAAGGAGGAAGAAUUAAGCAGAUUAUCAAUAAGUAUAGAGGCGUGGCGGAUAUUCCAUUGAUUACCUUAAGUGAUUUGUUGAAGUUCAUGCUUGGAUUUGGAGGGCGAGCUCGAGUACAGGGAAAAAUAGAGAACAAAGUGGUUAAAAGUAGUUGCCAACAUGUUUUAAAGAGGAGGGACAAUGAAGAGCCAACAAGUUUUGAUGCACUUGUGACUUCAAUAGCUAACAGCUGUAGGUGGCCAGCAAGGAGGGUUGAGCAUGUGCUAAAGCAAAUUGUGAAUCUGCUGAAACAAAAUAAGGGGGGUUGUGAUGGAAAUUAUGGGGUUUCCAGGUAUGAAAUGCGUGAAGAGCUACGAAAAUGUGUUGGAGAUACAGGUUUGAUUGAUUUUGUGCUCAAAUCUGUCAACUGCUUUGCAAUAGGCAAUUAUGUUGUUCGUCGUUCACUUAAUUCAUCUACCAGAAGAUUCGAAUUUAGCAUUCAAGAAGUUCUUGAAGAGGCUGAACCAGAUUGCCAGUGGCCUGAAAAAGAGUAG